Molecule: messenger RNA, 2538 nt
Organism: Cyprinodon tularosa
Lineage: Eukaryota; Metazoa; Chordata; Actinopteri; Cyprinodontiformes; Cyprinodontidae
Gene: ankrd13b
Product: ankyrin repeat domain 13B
Exons: 16
Coding region: 355-2331 (658 amino acids)
Cellular component (GO): cytoplasm
Molecular function (GO): protein binding
Source: RefSeq, a predicted model, not a curated record
UCAGCAGCACCGGAUGGGAGGAGAGGAUAGAAGGAAGAGAGAGAGAAAGAGAGGAAGGCAAGGAGUGGAGAAGAACUCAAGGCGCAUUGUUUUAAUCUGCUCAGACAAUCAAGACAGGAGCUUCAUCUCCUUUUUUUUAUUAUUGUUUAAAGACAUUUCACUUUAUUCCAAGGCGACAUGCCAAAGGGGGGGUCCGCUCACUCCUGACGCGUAAGGCUACACGCCUUUUGGGCAUCACCGUCGAUAAAGGAUUGUUGGCACGACUAAACAGGGGUAAUAUUACCACUAAGUAUUCUGCGAUCCGCUGUGGGGGAAAACCAGAGGAAAGGAGGAGGAGGAAAGUAUGAUGAGAGGAUGAUUUCUGCAAAGAAAACUCUGGAGGAGAGUCGUUAUCCUGUCCACUAUCUGGUGUGGCACAACAAGCACCGUCAGCUGGAGAAGGAGCUGGCAACCAGCGACCAGCUGGAUUUAGAGUCUCUGGACCCUCGUGGCCGGACGCCUCUCCACCUGGCUGUCACUUUGGGCCACCUGGAGUGUGCCAGAGUUCUGCUGCAGCACGGAGCGGACGUUAGCAAGGAGAACCGUAAUGGCUGGACAGUACUUCAAGAGGCGGUGAGCACGAGGGACCCAGAGCUGGUGCGUCUGGUGCUGCGUUACCGUGACUACCAGAGGACUGCCAAGAGGCUGGCGGGGAUCCCCGUCCUGCUGGAGAGACUACGCCAAGCGCAGGACUUCUACGUCGAGAUGAAGUGGGAGUUUACAAGCUGGGUGCCCCUGGUGUCGCGGAUCUGCCCCAGUGACACCUACAGAGUGUGGAAGAGCGGACAGUGUCUCCGUGUGGACACCACCCUGAUGGGGUUUGAGCAGAUGACCUGGCAGAGAGGCAACCGGAGCUUCAUUUUCAGGGGGCAAGACUCCAGUGCGGAGGUGAUGGAGGUUGACCACGACAGGCAGCUGGUGUUCUGCGAGACCUUGUCCGUCUCUUCCCUGACGGCGCUCUCUCCUGGCAAGGGGAAAGCCGGAGCCUGCAGAGGCACCUGUGCCGGACUGGGUCUCCUGGGGGCGUCGCAGCCCAGCGACGAGCAGGUCGCGGUCAGGCUGUCUGCGCCGGUGGUGACCACUCAGCUGGACACCCGCAACAUUGCCUUCGAGAGGAACAAGACUGGCAUCCUGGGCUGGAGGAGUGAGAAGACAGAGACGGUGAAUGGAUAUGAGGCCAAGGUCUAUGCAGCGUCCAACGUUGAGCUGAUCACCAGAACAAGAACCGACCAUCUGACGGAUCAAAACAAGAACAAGACAAAAGGCGGCAGGACUCCACUGCAGAACUUCCUGGGGAUUGCGGAGCAACACAUGGGCUCUAAUAACGGGGGAAACAAGCAUCAGGAGCAGAGAGCAUAUGAAGCUUUGGUGACACAGAUGUCCACCCCCGCGGUGACGAACCCCGGCGCUCUGACGGCAGAGGAAUACUUUAACCCCAGCUCCACGCAGCAGACGCUGAGGGACAUCGGCCAGCCGUGCCAGCUCACCACCAAGACCCAGAGGUUUAAAGCCAAGUUGUGGCUGUGCGAGUCCCAUCCUCUGUCCCUGGCGGAACAAGUGGUUCCCAUCAUCGACCUCAUGGCCAUCUCCAACGCCCUGUUCGCCAAGCUGCGUGACUUCAUCACUUUGCGGCUGCCGCCUGGUUUCCCGGUUAAGAUCGAAAUCCCCCUGUACCACAUACUAAACGCCAGGAUCACCUUCAGCAACCUGAACGGCUGCGAGGAGGGAGCCGGCCCUCGUUCAGACAACGACACCGGGGUGGAGGGGGACGGCCAGCGGGACGCCGCCAGGACAGACGCCCCCUCUCCAGGCAGCGACUCCUCCAGCGUGUCCAGCUCCAGCUCCACAAUUUCAUGCAGAGCAGGAGAGAUUCCCCCAUGUGUGUUCGAGCCCCCGCCUGGAUACACCAUGCUAGGAGGCAAACAGAGAGACAGCAUGAGGGAGGAGGAGGAAGACUUACUGCAGUUUGCUAUACAGCAGAGCCUGUUGGAGGCCGGAACCGAAUACGAUCAGGUUACUAUCUGGGAGGCACUGACCAACAGCAAACCAGGAACGCACCCUCUGCCCUGUGACCCGAGUCGUGUUGAGAGGACGCCCCAGCACAAGCCCCGCCCCCCCUCCAGUCUCAGCUCCACCCCCUCCAAGAAGCAGCCGCACACCUGCACCUACAACGAGCAGCUGCGCAUCGCCAUGGAGAUCUCUGCCCGGGAGCAGGAAGAGGCGGACCUGCGGCGGCGGCGGGAGGAGGAGGAGCUUCAGCGGAUCAUCCAGCUGUCCCUGAUGGAGAAGUGAGAGCAGCUGGGGGGGGGGUCUGCCCAGAGGAUGAGGUGGGACAAAAGGGAGGAGGCGGCUGACCUGAUGAAGCACACGCCUGAACCAUCUGAGGGAAACAAUCAAAAGGCCUUCCUCUCUGUUCCCCCACCCCCUCCAUCAGACCCUCCCCUAGAAGCCAUACAGCGAUGAGGUCUGAGAGGGACUCCAUGUUCUGCUCAGAGGAAC